AUGCCUCGUUUUCAGCUACCCGCUGCCGGUAUUCUUGCCGGUAGUGCCUUUGCCAGCCUGAUUACUUUCUACCUUACUCGUUCGCCUGAAGGAAAGAUUCAACUACCUACGAGCGUCGACGCUUCUGAGGAAUAUCUCGGUUCUGACCCUUUUGACGUCACGACGCCUGAGGAUGUCAUUGACGGAUACCCAAUCCAAGCUGAGGCAUUUUGGUGUCGGAUGCGAUGGAGGAAACUAUUCAUCUCUUUCCUUCUAUCUCUUACAAUUGUCAUCAACACUGUCGCUCUCGGCUUUGCUGCAGCCAACGAAGAGCAAAAUGAUGUUGUAGUCGCCUCACUUCAACUCUUCUUCUCGCUCUACGUUUUCUUGCUUUCCGCGCGGUCAGUGGGUCAGAAUACAGCCGAUGAACACGCGAACUCCAUUCUCCAUGUCACCGGAUUGACAACCGUGGCAUUUGCACUCCUCGGUUCCAUCGCCAUUCUUCCUGACAGACCCCCUCCGGUUGCGACAUCUGGCGUGGGCCAAUCAGAGCCCGUACUAAUCUAUCUUUGGUAUACCCUCGUUGGGCUGUACACUAUUCUAUGUGUUUUGACAUUUACGACACCCCUUGGCCCGCCUCUCUAUUUCCCUCCGGCAAACAUCUACUCCAAGAAGACUGUGGACUCGAUCACAAAUAAGGAUGAUGAGAAUGUUUGUGGGCUUAUAAGCGCUUCUGCGUGGGAUACCUUACUGUUCUCCUACACCACCAAGGUAGUUUGGCUCGGAAACAUUGCCACUACCCUUGAUAUCGGGGAUCUACCCAUCGUACCUGGAAACAUGCGUGCCACGUUCAAUUAUACUCGCAUGAAGAAGGCAAUGCGCGAAAUUCAACCCCGCAUCUUCAGAGUUGGCUCUGGUUGGGGUUUGGGUUAUCGCUUGGUUCGCUUGAACAGUUUUGCGUUCCUCGUGGAACUUGUCCUCGCGUCUGUUUCUGCGGUCUUGUUCUACGCCCCGGCGCUUUUUUUGCAGAAGCUUGUUGAGUAUCUAGAAAUAGACAGGAAUCGAGAGAACGCUGGCUGGGGAUGGGUUUAUGCCAUCGGUCUCUUUUCAGCGAACGCAGUCGGCUUUUUGGUUACUGGACAGCUAUGGUCGCUGGCUACCACAACCAUCGCGGUCCGAAUAAAGAUUCAGCUGAACACCAUUCUAUUUGCCAAAACUUUGGUGCGGAAAGACGUCGCCUCUUCCGCUCCACCUCCGUCCUCCACUGCUUCAAAAGAUAAUGCUUCUGACGCUGCUACAGAGGGUACAAAGAAGGACGACGAGGACGAUUUCUCGAGCAAAUCUCAGAUCAUGACUUUGAUGACCACCGACGUUGAUAGGGUCAGUGAUUUUGCGUGGCAUGUCUUCGCCCUUGUCGAUAGUCCUAUUGAAAUUGUUAUUGGAUCAAUAUUCUUGUACAAAUUGCUGGGCGUUUCUUGCUUUUUUGGGCUUGCUGUCACAUGUCUGUUCCUUCCCUUGAACCAUUUCGCUGGAAAAGUUGUUGUUGGUGCACAAGAAAACUUGAUGAAAGCGCGUGACGAGAGAGUCGCGUUGAUGAAUGAGAUCCUUGGGGGAAUCCGGAUGCUCAAGUUUAUGGCUUGGGAAAGAAGCUUUGAAGCUAGAGUUCUCAAGGUUCGCGACAAGGAGCUGAAAUAUCAAAAGCUAAACUAUGCUAUAGAGACCCUUUGGAAUGCUAUCUGGAAUGGAUCACCUAUCCUAGUAACAUUGGUUUCUUUCUGGCAUUUCGCUGUCGUUAGGCAACAGUCGUUGACCCCAUCAAUUGCGUUCACUUCGAUCAUUGUGUUUACAGAGAUGAAGUUUGCCCUCAACGCGCUCCCGGAAACCUUCAUCAAUAUGCUUCAGAGCAUGGUAUCUCUCAGGCGCAUUGAAAAGUAUCUUCACGCCGCUGAAGUUGACCGCGUCCUCCCUUCGGAGAGGCAAACCCAAAAAAUUGCACUCCAGUCAUGCACUGUUACCUGGCCACAGGACCGUGCUUCCGCUAGCACCACACCCUCUGCUGCUUCUACGCCAAGACACAAGUUCAUGCUCGUCGAUCUUUCGCUUGAUUUCCCCCAGGGCGAGUUGUCGCUCAUUUGCGGCAAAUUGGGCUCUGGAAAAACUCUAUUGCUCCUUGCGUUACUGGGAGAAGCUGACGUACUCACUGGACAACUGCUCUGUCCUAGAUCUCCACCCGACUCACUUGCCUCCUUUUCUAAAAUCAUUCCGCGUAAGGAUGAAUGGGUCGUUCAGGGGAGUUGCGCCUACGUUCCACAGGCUGCGUGGCUUCGUAAUGCAUCUAUCAAAGAAAAUAUCUUAUUUAACUUACCUUAUGACGAGGAACGCUAUCAGACGACAUUGGAGGUUUGCGCUCUUGUGAGCGAUUUGGAGAUUCUAGAAGAUGGUGAUGAAUCAGAGAUUGGUGAACGUGGGGUUAACCUUUCAGGUGGUCAAAAAGCGCGAGUUUCCCUCGCUCGCGCUGUAUAUUCUCGUGCAUCCAUCCUCUUCUUGGAUGAUGUCUUGUCUGCUGUUGAUGCCCAUACCGCGCAUCACUUGUACCACCAAUGCCUCCGAGGCGAACUUAUGCAAGGCCGGACGGUUAUUUUGGUUUCCCAUCAUGUGCAGUUAUGUGUUCCUGGCGCGAGUUAUGUUGUUGCGCUCGACAACGGACGGGUUCAGUAUCAAGGGUCUCGCGAGGAAUUCGUCAGCUCUGGCGCCAUCAAAGCCUUGGUUCAAUCAACGAAUGAAGACAAAAGCAGUGACAAGGCAGAAGAAGCGGAGCUCAUCGAGGCCGUUGAAGAAAAGAUGGCCCUGCAGGCAGAGACUGACGAAUCAGAUCCUCAUUCUGAGUCUAGCUCAACUGUUGCGGCAACACCCAAAUCUGAGAAAAAACCUCGGAAGCUCGUGGAAGAAGAGGCCCGCGCAGUUGGUCGUAUCAGUCGGGAUAUCUGGGAAACUUAUAUUCGUGCAUGUGGUAAUAGCUGGUAUUGGGGUCUGUUCUCCGUGAUAUUGGUGAUUGCAUCGCUUAGUCCUGUUUUGGAGAACGGUUGGCUUCGUUAUUGGUCCAAUGUCGCUCUGACAGGAGAUGACCAUCACGAGAGUGCUGUAUUCUACAUUUCGGUUUACGCUGGUAUUACGGGUCUUGGCCUCGUCAUCUCGACUCUUCGGUGGUUUGUUCUUUACAACGGCUCUAUCCGUGCAUCAACUGUCCUGUAUAAGAGACUUCUCGAAGCUGUUCUCUUCGCAAACAUCAGAUUUCAUGACACUGUUUCUCGUGGUCGUCUACUAAACAGAUUUGGAAAGGAUUUUGAGGGUAUUGAUAGCAACCUCUCGGACAACUUCGGUCGUACCGGAAUGUACGGAUUGUCUGCCAUUACCACCUUAAUCACCGUCAGUGUCGUUGGAGGGCUUCCCUUUGUGGCUGCAACAUUGUGUUUUGGUCUUCUAUAUUACAGUGCUGCGAAGAUUUAUGGUCAAACUUCGCGAGACAUGAGGAGGCUAGAUUCCGUGACUCGUUCGCCCCUUUACUCGAUGUAUGGGGAAACAAUAUCAGGGGUCACAAUCUUGCGUGCUUUUGGCGCAUCUUCGAAAUUCUUACGUGAUAUGCUUCGUUGCGUUGAUACUAAUGCUAAUCCUUUCUACUGGAUGUGGGGAGUUAAUCGUUGGUUGUCUGUUCGGUUCAACUUGCUCUCCGCUGGAGUUGUCGGAGCGACAGCCGUCGUCUGCUUGAUCACGCCGAGUAUAAGCGCGUCACUGGCCGGAUUCGCUCUGGCGUUUGCCUCUACGAUUACAAAUGAUCUGCUUUUCAUGGUGCGACGAUUCGUCGGCUUGGAACAAUCGAUGGUUGCAUUGGAACGAGUCCACGAAUAUACGCAACUUAAGCGAGAACCACCCGAGUUCAUCGAGCCCAGACCUCCCACGUCAUGGCCAUCUCGCGGUGAGAUUAAAUGCGAGGAUCUCGUUAUCCGAUAUGCGCCUGAGCUUCCAAACGUUCUUCAUGGACUCAACUUUGACAUCAAUCCCGGUGAAAAGGUUGGGAUCCUUGGCCGAACAGGUUCAGGAAAAAGCACUCUUGCCCUUUCUUUCUUCCGAUUUGUGGAAGCAACUGAAGGCCGCAUUUUGGUUGAUGGUAUCGACACGGCAACAGUUGGCUUGACCGAUCUUCGGAGUCGUCUCACAAUCAUUCCACAGGAUCCGACCAUCUUAAGCGGAAGCCUAAGAUCAACUUUAGACGUAUUUGACGAGUACCAGGAUGCUGAGAUCUAUGAAGCUCUUCGUCGCGUCCACCUUAUACCAUCAGAGGAUACACCGGAGGAAGCGGCUAAUGCGGUCAACGCAAAUGUCUUCCGUGACCUUGACUCUUCAGUAUCUGAAGGCGGCGAUAACUUUUCGACGGGCGAGAAACAACUGCUAUGUAUGGCAAGAGCCAUACUGAAACGAUCCAAAAUACUUGUCAUGGAUGAGGCGACAGCAAGCGUUGAUUACGCCACUGAUGAGCUGAUUGGAAAAACGAUACGACAAGAAUUUGCGGAAAGCACGAUCUUGACAAUUGCGCAUCGCCUGAGGACGGUGAUUGAUUACGACAGGGUAAUGCUUCUUGAACAAGGCCGUAUCAUAGAAUUUGACCGGCCGGCAACGUUACUCAGCAAUCCAGCAUCCAAGUUUUACGCGUUAUGUAAAGCAGCUGGGAAAGAGGAGUUUGUGGUGUUGAAGAGGAUGGCUGGUGUAUGA
This is a messenger RNA of Laccaria bicolor S238N-H82, 4746 nucleotides long. Its product is annotated as multidrug resistance-associated ABC transporter. Gene Ontology annotation, molecular function: ATP binding; ATP hydrolysis activity; ABC-type peptide transporter activity. The record is from RefSeq and is a predicted model, not a curated record. The coding region runs from base 1 to 4746 and encodes 1581 amino acids. Gene Ontology annotation, biological process: transmembrane transport. The transcript is spliced from 37 exons. Gene Ontology annotation, cellular component: fungal-type vacuole; fungal-type vacuole membrane. NCBI's taxonomy places the organism in Eukaryota, Fungi, Basidiomycota, Agaricomycetes, Agaricales, Hydnangiaceae.